Messenger RNA from Cryptotermes secundus, 3602 nucleotides. RefSeq names its product high affinity copper uptake protein 1. Lineage: Eukaryota; Metazoa; Arthropoda; Insecta; Blattodea; Kalotermitidae. The record is from RefSeq and is a predicted model, not a curated record. The transcript is spliced from 5 exons. Gene Ontology annotation, biological process: copper ion transmembrane transport; intracellular copper ion homeostasis. Gene Ontology annotation, cellular component: plasma membrane. Gene Ontology annotation, molecular function: copper ion transmembrane transporter activity. Bases 243 to 875 code for a protein of 210 amino acids.
GUUAUGUUUUAAGCAGCAUGCUUUAAAAUUCUUGAGAUGUAUUUUCGAAAUAAUACAUGACAGCAGUCGUUGUGGAGUGGCGUUUCAGUUAAUUUGAAGUCGGUAAUUGAGUGUAUUAAGUUAAAUUAUAAUGGCCAGUGUUAAUAGUAAUAGUCACAAACAGAACUCAGAUUGUGUGACAGAAGAACUGGAUACCUUUCUUAGGUUAAGUUACUGCAAGUAAAUCUCCGCUUCAUUCAUAGAUGCACAUGAGUUACUGGUUUGGAACUGCUGUUGGUGAUUUGCUGUUCAAGGGGUUCACCAUUACCUCAACAUCAGCACUAGUAAUGACAUGCUUUGGAUUGGCAUCUCUUGCGAUACUGUUUGAAGCCAUCAAGGUAUAUCAAGCACAUGUGAAAUACAGCACAGUACUGGGAGAAGAGCAUUGCCACUCUACCAGGUGUACAAGUGAGAUAUCUCCACUCCUGGGUAAUUACAGGACUGAUGACAGGAACAGUCACAUAUCUCAUUCACACAAGCUCUUCGUUCUCUUGCGUGAGACUGGUUGGUAUGUUGUACAGGAUGUGCUGUCUUACGUGCUUAUGUUGUGUGUUAUGACAUACAAUGGAUAUUUUACAACAGCAGUAUCUCUUGGUGCUGGAGUUGGCUAUUUGGUGUUUGGCCCAGUUUUGAUUGAAAUUGGCAUAAAGAAUGGUGGAAUGCUUCGGCCAAAAAGAGUCUGUCGAGUAUGUGUGGAAGCAGCACGUGCCACAGAAGGCAUACAACAAGAAGAUAGCACAUUACCCGAUGUUAGACAAGAAGAUUCGAUUGUACCUGAAAGUGACCAAGGCCACUGUCAAGAAUCUGUUGCUGUGGUACAUAGAGCUGAUAUGUAACGGCUGUCUGUCCACAUUCUCUAUCAGUUUAUGCUGUAUAUAACUCAGAACAGGUAAUAAAAUAUGUGUUAAGUUUCUAAGCAGAGUGUUCAACAAGGAAGGUGCUGUCUCAUCUACCAUGAUGUCUGUGAUUUACUGAGAUAAGAUGUUUCAGAAUACACUGAAGAGACUGGUUUCUUAAGGAAUGAUAUACAAAAUAUUGGGUCUAAAAGAGUAUGUUUCUAGUAGAGCUGAAUAUUAUUUCCAUUCUGAUGUGUGUGUUUUACAGCAAUAAUUCAUGGUCUUAUAUAUGUAAGGCAUGAAGUGUAGUAAAUACAAUUCCUUGUUGAGGUAUAUUUUUUUAAAAUUUCCAUUUACUGUUUGGAAAUGUUAUACUGUUCUACACAUUAUUGAUAUUUUAUAAUUAAGGUGUAUUUUAUGUGAUUUUAUAAAAAUGGACAUAGAUCUGAUAUGUUGCUGAUGAUGGGUCUUGUGAUAUAUUAAACAAUGUAAUUUAUUUCUGAACUGUUGUGUUCAGAAUAUGCAAGGCUGCUGCUUGCUUAUAAAUGAUUGCAAUGGGAAUAACCAGAUAUAAUUUAAUAUUACUAGAUUUGGUAUUUGAAUGCACCUUAUUCUGAGAUGAAGUGCAUUGUAAUGGAAGUAUAAGCUAUUAAUCACGGUUACUUCUGAAUUUUAUUUUUCUUCGUGUUGCAAGCUGUCCCUUAAAGAAAAAACCAAAGAAGCUAAUCCAAACCAAAUGUCACAUGUGAAUGAUCUAAAAUUGUAUAGGUAAACCAAACCAAACUAAACCAAACCUUGCAUUAACGUUUCCAAAUGAGGUCAUUGUGCUUAUUGCUUUAUCACUUAGUCUCUGCGCAUUCUGAGCUGCUGUAGAUAUCAGAUUACUUUAAGAGUUUGGAGAGAGACAUUGAGGAAUCAUUGCUCCUUCCAAAUUUUGAUUCUCUGUAUUAUGUUCCACUGUUGUAUUAGCAUUCUGUCACUGAAAGUUAUGGCUUGCUGGCAUUGCUGAACAACAUCUGUUACUCCAAUUAUACUAUUACUGACACUAACUAAAGCCUCAUUUGUGAAGGCAGUAACUUUCUACAUUUCUGUCAUGAUUUCAGUAUAUACAAUUUAUUUUUCAGAUUGCAGUGUUGUGGGUUGUGACACCAUGUAGUCUUGUGGGUGGAUACUGAUGUUUCAGAGGAACAUGUAGCUUCCAUCACUAGGACUAAAGUACGUAGGGUGAGGAAAUGGCUCAGUUGUAUAGGCGAGCUACAAGGAAAGUGAUUGCCCAGACCAGGAGGGAAAUGGAAUUCUGUUCUGUAACAAGAAACAUAAGGCUUCCCCUGAAACUGGUAAUUUUCUUCCCCGUUGAUCCCACAGAUUCUGACUGGGCUGCAGUUUUUUUACCUUCAUCCUACCCAGUUAAACACUAAAGACGGAGACAGCAUGUUUUUCUGAAAUGUCGAUAUCCACCUACAAAACAGCAUGGUAUCACAGCUUGAAAGAUCACAGUCUUCAAUAGUUGCCACUGUGUACAGUGUUAGUUGCCAUUUUAGGUGUUGUGGAUGCACCAGGAUUGAUAAAAUUUGACCCAGGAUUUUUUCUUCAAAUAUCUUACGAUUGAUGCAGCAAAAUAACUUUAGCCAUUCUUUAAGCUACUCGUGCUCUUUCUGAACUUCAAGUAUGAUGUUGAUACUAACAGCAUGUAAUGAAGUUUUCUUGAUGAUUCAUACACCAAUUCUCUUGCAUCCUGUAUAAGCUUAGCCUGUGUGUUGUUACAUUGAUUGCAGAUGCUGGUCUUACUUUGCACAUUUUCAUGUUCAGUGGCUUGUAGCGUUCAACCCCCAGAGACUUGACAAGAUUUUCAUGCCCUCUCAUACUUUGUUUAUAGAGAAAUUUAAUACUGAUAUAUCAUUUCACUGUGCUAGAAAUACAUGCAGAUGUCAUCUUCUUCCUCCCUUACAUGGGUGGCGAAGCUCUGGUCAGAUUUGAACUCCUUCUCCACCAUGUGUUAGUGCCUAUUAGCAUAGUGUCUGUAUGCAUUCACAUUUCUUUUCUGAAUGUAGAGAUUCAAAUUAAAUUUGGUAAUGAGAGACCUGACUUAAAUUUAUUGGAACAGAUUCAGUUUUACUGGGAGGGUUUACAGGAACGUUUACAGAUGUGUCUUUAAUAAGAUGAAUAUUCUUAGUUACUUUAGUUUUCUUCAUAUGCGCUUUUACUUUUUAGGUUAUGACUGUCAGGUGCAUACAUGUUCAUGAAAUUGUAAGAAUUAAUUUGGUUAUUGCUGUUUCCUCACAACAUAAUAAUUGUUAAAUGUAAACAUUGACUAAAUACACAUUGAUAAGUGUAAAGAUAUGUUAUUCUUCCCAGGUUGCUUUUAGUGUGUUAAGUGCAUAUAUGUAACCUCUGGUGCCUUCAAUCUAUAAAAUUAAUUAAUGUGGAGUACAUAAUGUGUUAUAUGCAGUUUCAGAUAUACGAAGGUUGUUUAAUAGGCAAAGUUCCCCAUGUCAUACAAAUUGAAUGAGAAAUCGUUACAAGGUUAAAUGUCACUCAUUUAUUCCACUGUACUAUCGUCGUCGUUCAAGAAAGUCCCUGAGCACAUGAAUGCAUUUUUCUAUCUUUUCAAGAGGUCGAAAGGUUUGCUUUAGUGGGGUUUCUCUCUAUUUGUGAAUUUUUUAUUUUCUUCACAUGUAACUAUUGUUAUAUCUUGUAGUAAUUACAAAUUAUAUUUCAUCAAGAAAU